Molecule: messenger RNA, 1059 nt
Organism: Trematosphaeria pertusa
Lineage: Eukaryota; Fungi; Ascomycota; Dothideomycetes; Pleosporales; Trematosphaeriaceae
Exons: 4
Coding region: 1-1059 (352 amino acids)
Source: RefSeq, a predicted model, not a curated record
AUGUCGCAGAACUAUCUACCACCACACCAGCAUAUUACACCGCCUUCAAGCUUCGCAGAUCCGCCUCUAACGCCUCCGCCAAUCGACGAGAAGCCCUUCGGGCAAGUCCGACGGGUUAUCGCACUUUUCAAAGCCAAACGAGCUGGAAGGCACACCGAGCAAGGCCCGUGGACAGAGUUCCAGCUUGCGCCGGGAGAAUACGAUGAGCUAGAGCGCCAACUUGAUCGAGACGAGGCGCUGUCAGGAUACGUAAAGGACAAGAUACGGUAUGAUUACAACGUAGAAAGCCGUCGGCUUACCGUUCGCAUGCCGACCGGACUGCAUGAGCUCUUCAUUGACGGGGUUGAGGACGCGAUUCGAAGUCAGCUGAAAACAAUUCGUAGCGGCUCGGACAGGGCGGCCCGCUUCGCACAAAGAGUUCGCCCAGCCCGUUCGACUGAAAUAUACUUUCCAUUUGACGACGCUCCGGGUAGCACAAGGUCAAAGUGCGAGCCAGACGCCUCGUUUUGGCACCGUGACGCAGCAUGCCCUGGCGUCAUAAUUGAAGUCGCAUAUUCGCAAAAGAGAAAGCGGUUGGGCCGGCUAGCCGAAGACUAUCUUCUGGAUUCAGACGCGAACGGUUCGCGCAAGGCGGCCUUGUCAGUGUGGCGGACCUCUGUGUUCAAUACUCCUGAUGGGAACGAGCUGCGCGUGGUGCAAGAGCCUGCAGAUGAGACUUUCCGUGACGAGGAGGGAAACCCUACCGAUCAUCCAGGCUUGCGGUUGCACCUCAGCGAUUUCGCCUACGAAGAACUGGUGAAGGAUGAGAUUGGGGAUCAAGAUCCGGAAUUGAUCGUUUCUACCGAACAGCUUUGCCAAUACCUUACCGCAGCGGAAGUCAAGAUACACCAGAGGGGAUCGCUCAGCAAGGAUCCGCUCGCCCCUGGGAUCAAGAAGAGGAAGCGGUCAGAAACUCCUUCAGAAGAGAUUACCUCUGCCGACGAAGCAAUGUACGCUGAGGAGGAGAAGAGGGCAGCGAAGCGCAUGGCAGGGGUUGAUCCUGAUUACCAGGAUGGGUAA